AUGAUCGACCAUCUGCUCGGUCGGCCCUCGACCAAGCUCAAGCGCGUCCAGAUCUUCUCGGUCAUCUUCUUCUGGCUCUGGUUCCUCGCCACGGGCAACCGAGAUGGUCCCAGCCCGCUCAUCCGCAAGCUCAACGCCAAGCUCAAACGCUUCUCGCCAUGGCAGAUCGUCGUCUUCAGCUCCGUCGGCAUCUACACCAUCCGCCACCUCGACUCGCUCCUCGGCUUUGGCGCGCCAGAGCCGCUCGCAAGGAUGUACUCGCGCAACUUUUACCGCACCACCUGGCUCGUCACCGCACUCGACGCCGGAUUCGCCACGGCGAUGAACAUCAAGCCCAAGUGGCUGCGCGACAUCAUGAGCCUCGUCUUCUCGGCCUACUACGUAGUCUAUGCCAACGAGGCCGACGAGAAGCUUAGGAAGUACCGCGCCUUCUGCACCGUCGAAAUGAUGCGCACCACGUGGGAGAAGACCACCAAUCCGUACGUGCGUCUCGUCACCUGGUUCCAUCGCCCCUCGCUGCCCAUCGCCCGCCCGCUGCUCAUCCCGCGCCCCGACCACGGCGCACACCACACACGCCCCACCAAGGCCUGGCUCUUCUACCCCAAGAGCGAGCGUCAGCUGCGCAUGGAGGAGGAGCUCGUGCUCGACUUUUGCGGCGGCGGCUACAUCUGCAUGUCGCCGCAGCAUCACGAGGAGCGGCUGCGCCAGCUCGCAAAGCAGAUGCAGAAACCCGUCCUCGCCGUCGACUACUGCAAGGCGCCCGAGUAUCCCUACCCCUUUGCGCUCGAGGAGUGCUUCGACCUCUACCGCACCCUCCACCUCACCGCAGGCAGCGUCAUCGGCAUGUCCGGCUCGCCCAACUUCCGCAUUCUCCUCACGGGCGACAGCGCCGGCGGCAACCUCGCCACGGGCGUCGUGCUCAAGGUCAUCGAAUACCCGCAGCCGCGCAUCCAGUUGGCGUAUAGCGCCGCUGCGCGCUCCGAGGCGCACAGGCAGCAGCAGCAGCAGCCACCACCACUGCCCAAACCCAUCGGCAUGGUGCUCAGCUAUCCCGCCCUCAACUUUGGCUUCUCCAGCUGGAUGAAGCCCGAGCACCUCCGUCUUUUGCGCCAGCAGAGCGAGGUCAACCUCGACAACCUCGCACAGCAUCCGAGUGUGCCGGCUUCGGCGUCGUCGUCGUCGCUCCGCGCGGCAAGGCGCCGCUCGGCGGCAAAUCUGGCGAGUGUCGCCAAUGCCACCAGUGCGGCCGAGCGCAAGAAGUCCGAGGCAAAGCGCGCGCGCAGCAAGGAGCGCGCGCGCGAUCCUCGCUCGUACCACUCGCUCACCCAGACCGCCGAGCUGCAUCUCGACGAGCGCGCGCGCUACGCCGAGGUGGAGCCCACCUCGGACGAGAACGGAGCGUCGACGCCGCCGUCCGACUCGACGUACGACCGCAUGUACACCGAGUCGGCGCUCACGCCCUCGUGGGAGAAGGGUGGACUGCCGUGGGGCCAGGUGGUGCAGCAGGCAUACCUCGACGAGGCGGCCGACCGCGAGGAGAAGCGGGCGCAGGCGCGCUUCGAGAAGGACCAACGGGCGCUCCAGAAGGUGGCCGAGGCGGCCGACAGCCGCAACAAGGAGCAGAAGCGCGCGCCGUUCAACACGCGCCUCACCGUCACCUCCAUGGCGGGCUACUUCCAGGAUCGCAUCAUCACGCAGGGCAUGCUGCGUGCCAUGGCCAUCCUCUACGUCGGACCGCGCCGCCAGCCGGAUCUGGACCACGACUACUUUCUCUCGCCCGUCGUGGCGCCCGCGCAUCUGCUCGCCGAGUUCCCUCCCGUGCUCUUCAUCUGCGGCGAAAAGGAUCCGCUGUGCGACGACACGGUCAUCAUGGCCGGACGCAUCCGCGAGGCCAAGCUCGCCAAGAAGGCCGAUCUGGAGCGCCGCAGAGCCAUGGCAUCGGCGCGAUUCGGCGAGGGCCUGAGGACGACGCCCAUCGCCGCGAGCGCGAGCAUGGCGACGGCAGCGGCGGAUCCGAUCGAAAACGAGUCACCCGAGGACUGGGUGCAGAUGCGCAUCAUCGAAGGCUGGAGCCACGGCUUCCUCCAGAUGUCGUCGCUCAUGCCCGAGGCCAAGCAGGUGAUCGGCUUCCUCGGCACCUGGAUGUCGCUCGUCUUUGAGGAGCACCGCGACCGUCUCGACGAGGAGCGCGAGCGUGCAGAGGACGAGGCGCGUCGAACGCGCGCAGUGCACACUGCUCAUGGCGCCGCUCCGGCCAAGACACCUGCACCGGUGGGAUCAGCCAAUCCACCAUCGCCGCCGAGCUUGACCACGCCGGACAAGACGUCGCACUCGCCUGGUGGCGAGGCGAGCAUCGCGGCCGCGUCGUCUGCGGUGCAUGAGCACGAUGCUGACGACGAAGACGACGGUGGCGAGGCGCAGGAGGGCGAGCGCAACGACGAGCACGCCGCUCAUGCACACGAUGACGAUGACGACGACGACGACGAUGGAGCGAUCAUGGUGAUCCCCAACAAGCAUCGCGCCGCUUCGAAUCGGCUGGCGAGUGCGCGCGUCGCUUCGGGGCGCAUGGAUGGGCUAGGGACGGCACGACCGGCGCAGCUCGAGGCGGUGGCGCGCGAGGCUGGUGCAGCUGCGCGCUCCCACAGCGACAGCGAGGCGAACGCGUCCAUCUCCGCCGCCACGGCUGCCCCGGGCAGGGCGGAGAGCGAGACGAAUCUGACCGCGGAUGCCACGGUGCGUUCCGGUCUGCCAGGCGCACGCCGAAGCUCCAAGACGGGCACAUCGCACAUCGACCACAAAUACCGCGCCAUGCUCGUCGAGGAGGCCACGCUGCUCUCGCGCCGCCGCGACGACGUGCUGUACGGCCUCGAGAACAACGCGACCGUGUUCAACUCGGACGACGACCACGACACCACCACCGACUCGGCCGCCAUCCGCCAUUGA
Moesziomyces antarcticus is the source of this 2943-nucleotide messenger RNA. Its product is annotated as hormone-sensitive lipase. The transcript has a single exon. Bases 1 to 2943 code for a protein of 980 amino acids. Gene Ontology annotation, biological process: triglyceride catabolic process. Gene Ontology annotation, cellular component: cytosol. The record is from RefSeq and is a predicted model, not a curated record. Lineage: Eukaryota; Fungi; Basidiomycota; Ustilaginomycetes; Ustilaginales; Ustilaginaceae. Gene Ontology annotation, molecular function: triacylglycerol lipase activity; sterol ester esterase activity.